Anarrhichthys ocellatus (wolf-eel) is the source of this 4800-nucleotide messenger RNA. It is a transcript of the gene pak1, whose product is annotated as p21 protein (Cdc42/Rac)-activated kinase 1. Lineage: Eukaryota; Metazoa; Chordata; Actinopteri; Perciformes; Anarhichadidae. The transcript has 16 exons. The record is from RefSeq and is a predicted model, not a curated record. The coding region runs from base 947 to 2668 and encodes 573 amino acids. Gene Ontology annotation, biological process: protein phosphorylation. Gene Ontology annotation, molecular function: protein serine/threonine kinase activity; ATP binding.
CUGGCCAUUAGAGAGAAUGAAGUUUUAAGGCACUUAGCAUUGGCUUCCCUUUUCAGGACCAGAGGUUGUCGCCUGGGUGAAACAGACUAUAGUUGAUCAGUGAUCUCCCCCCCCCCCCAGUGGUCGGGGGCUGACUGAUACACAUCAGCCGAUUCAUUGGUCACACAACGUUCAUCCUUGAUGCAGUCUCUGCGGUUCACUGGGAAAACCCUCCGACUGUGGUGAAACUCACUCCACUCACCCUGUGGUGAUCGUUUGUAGAAGAUGUGUGUGUGUGUGUGUGUGUGUGUGUGUGUCAUGUAGCAGACAGUGUGGGUUUGUUUGAUAACAGGGCUCAGCUGAAACUGACAGCAGCGUCUGAAAUACGAGACCUCUGCUGUCUCGUCCCCACAGUCUGUGGGCGUGUGUAUGUGUGCGUGUGUGUGAGUUGGAGAGAGACAAAGAUUUAUAUUGUGACUGUCCGGUUGUUUUUAACAAGGCUAUCUUAAGAUUUAAAUGUGAUUUUUAGGCUGAGAUUCUGUUUUUUUUGUGUGUGUGUGUGUGUGUGUGUGUGUGUGUGUGUGUGAGUGAGUCCCCCAGCAGACACGAUAAACACUUGUGUGUCUUCGUGUGUUCAGGGAUUGGAUGUAGUGUUCCUAUUGCUUACACAGAGAGAGUCUGUGAGUGUGUGUGUGUUUGUUUCGAGUGUCGGCCGCGGUGUUUCCCCACUUCCUCGUGUGAUUCACCUUGUGACAUCAUGCCGUGACAUCACCGUCUGUGGGAGGCCGGAUUGGUCAAAAGGCCGACGGAGCGUCCCUCUCUCAGUCCCUCUCCUUGGCUUUACCUCUCAGUGGCUCCAACGUUUUCUCUUCAUUCUUUUGUUGUUGUUUGUUUGUGGAUCAAUUUGAAGCUGUAAACAUGUUUGUCUGCCUCUGCUAAGGAGCGGCCGGCUGCAGCCUCGCUGAAAAUGUCCGAUAAUGGGGAGGUCGAGGACAAGCCCCCAGCUCCGCCCAUGAGGAACACCAGCACCAUGAUUGGCUCCUGCAACAAGGACCCCGCCCCGCUCAACCACGGCUCCAAGCCCCUCCCACCCAACCCGGAGGACAAGAAGAAGAAGGACCGCUCGAUCCGGUUCAUCCUGACGGGGGGAGGCGACAAGACCUACAAGAAGAAGGAGCGUCCAGAGAUUUCCCUGCCGUCUGAUUUUGAACACACCAUCCAUGUCGGCUUCGACGCCGUUACCGGGGAGUUUACUGGCAUGCCAGAGCAGUGGGCCCGGCUCCUGCAGACGUCCAACAUCACCAAACUGGAGCAGAAGAAGAAUCCUCAGGCCGUCCUCGACGUUCUAAAGUUCUAUGACUCGAAAGAAACGGCCAACAGCCAGAAGUACAUGAGCUUCACAGAUAAAAACGCAGAUGCCUACAGCUCCUCCACCACAACGAGCUCCAAGGCCAUGUCGGAGACGCCCGCCAUAGCGACCGUAUCCGAGGACGACGACGAAGAUGAGGCCGAGCCCCCGCCAGUGAUCGCCCCCCGACCAGAGCACACCAAAUCAAUAUACACCCGCUCUGUGAUCGAGCCCCUCCCUCCUCCUCCUCCCACCAAAGAUGCCGCGACCUCGCCCAUCUCCCCGCCUCCGGCCGCCGGCGCCACCGCAGCCGUCAUCCCCGCCCCCCCUUCAGAGGGAGCUCCCAGCAGCCCUCCCAAUGCGAGCCCUGCCCCCGGGCCCUCAGUGCCCCGCCCCCUGGACAAAACCAGGAAGAAGAAGAUGUCGGACGAGGAGAUCCUGGAGAAACUACAUGUGCUCAGAUCUCCCUCUGCUGGGACAAUCGUGAGUGUGGGAGACCCCAAGAAGAAAUAUACGCGCUUUGAGAAGAUCGGACAGGGGGCUUCUGGGACGGUGUACACAGCUAUAGACAUCGCUACAGGACAGGAGGUUGCCAUCAAACAGAUGAACCUGCAGCAGCAGCCCAAGAAGGAGCUGAUCAUCAAUGAGAUUCUGGUGAUGAGGGAAAAUAAGAACCCGAACAUAGUCAACUACCUGGACAGUUACCUGGUGGGUGACGAGCUGUGGGUGGUGAUGGAGUACCUGGCCGGAGGUUCGUUGACUGACGUCGUCACGGAGACCUGCAUGGAUGAAGCCCAGAUAGCUGCUGUGUGCAGAGAGUGUCUCCAGGCGUUGGAGUUCCUCCACUCAAACCAGGUCAUCCAUCGAGACAUUAAGAGCGACAACAUCCUGCUGGGCAUGGACGGCUCCGUCAAACUCACCGACUUCGGCUUCUGCGCCCAGAUCACUCCGGAGCAGAGCAAACGUAGCACCAUGGUGGGGACCCCGUACUGGAUGGCCCCAGAGGUCGUGACCCGCAAAGCCUACGGCCCCAAAGUGGACAUCUGGUCCCUGGGCAUCAUGGCCAUAGAGAUGGUGGAGGGGGAGCCUCCGUACCUGAAUGAGAACCCGCUGCGGGCGCUGUAUCUCAUCGCGACCAACGGGACGCCGGAGCUGCAGAACCCGGAGAAGCUGUCGACGACGUUCAGGGACUUCCUGAACCGAUGUCUGGAGAUGGACGUGGAGAAGAGAGGGUCGGCGAAAGAGCUGCUGCAGCACCAGUUUCUGAAGAUGGCGAAGCCCCUCUCCAGUCUGACUCCUCUCAUCGUGGCUGCAAAGGAGGCGGCCAAGAACAACCGCUAGCGAGCCUUGCACUCCUCUGUCUACCAUCCCUCCUUCCUCUCUCUUUCUUCUUCUCCUCUUUUUAUCUAGACAGGAGAGCAGCGAUGGCGAAAGCCUACGGUCUUUCUCUCCCUUCUUUUUUUUUUUUUUUUUUUUUUGUCUCUUACAAUCUGCACCGACUGCUCCUUCACCCUGUGACCUUUGACCCCAAGCGCGACCUCCCCUAAUCACCCUCACAGCGAGGAUGAUGGGUAGUUUCUUCCUGUAACUCUUUGUCAGACACUGCGCUGGACUCGGAUCAGGAAGACGAGACAUCAUCUGUGAUCAAGUGAUGUCAUCGCUUACAUCAUCGCCCCCUCAGCCGGUAUGAACAACCCAAGAGGAGAGAGAGAGUGCUUCAAAAGAGCCCAAAGACUCAUGGGAGUUUUUUUUUUAAAAUAUGUUUGUUUUUUUCUUACCGCGUUUGAAAAAAGGACCACGACAGCCAACCAGCACCCUCUGCUGCAGACUGUGUGUGUGUGUGUGUGUGUGUGUGUGUGUGUGUGUUAGCUAAGGUCCUAGCUUCCUGUCAUGUGUCGAUGGGUUUCAGUUGGACUUAUUUCAGCAUCUUCUGUCUAAAAGUGCAUUUGUUGAUUUUCAUUUUAUCACUCUUUUUUUCUUUUUUUUAAAUCAAUAUUUCUGUGUGCGCGGGUUUGAGUGCGUCUGUGUGUGUGUGUGUGUGUGUGUGUGUGUUUUGUCAACCUGAUUAAGUUCAUGGUAAUGUUACCUUCUAUAGUUUUGGACAUGGAGCAGGUGAGGUUCGGUACUUUGUGGUGUCUGCGGUGUGAGUUAGAGAAUAUUAAUAUGAGUUAUAAUAAAGUACAGGCAUGGCGGGCCCCGAGCCGUCGACGGACCGAGUUUGGACGCUUUGGAGGUUUCCCUCUUCAAAAAUGAAGCCAUUUUGACUUCCUACUAGGAAGAAACAUUUUCUCAUACUUUUAUUAGGUUUUGUAAAUAAUUCACAGCUGCUGAAUGAAUAUUAGAUGUAGCAUUACACUCCUAUAACAUAGUCUGACUCAAACUAGACAAGAAAAAUAAAAGAAAACCGAUGCAGCCAAACCUCCCUUUUUUAUUCUUAUUUCACUGUUCUAAGUUAAAUGUUUUCUAAUCAGAGCUGUACUUGUUACAAUUGCAUGAUGCUAGCAAACAUGGUUAAGACUUCUCCAGGAAAUAGAAGCAUUAUUGUCACAUCAUUGUCUUGAAAUGACGGACGGUCCACAAACCAAUCGCUGACGUCACGAUGCCUACGUCCACUUCUUAUACAGUCUAUGGUGUCGAUUUUUCAAAACCUCAGCAGAAGGCGUCACACUCGUAUUGUCCUUUUUAAAGCUAAAAAAAGUGUCAAAACGCUUCAAAAAGUUGGAUUUAAUUAGAAGCAUCUCAGAUUUUCUACUCUCAUCGAAUCCGGUCAGCAUCAUCUUCAGAUAUCUAGAAAUGUAAAUGCAAUGAUGAAAUGUGCUGUUUUACCCAUAAUCCACUCUGCCAAACUCGCUACAUCUGCGGCUCUGGGACGUCACUGUCUGGGGGGCUCGAAGUGAGAGAAUGUGCAUGACAACAACCCCUUUUUUAAAUACGGUACGUUCAACACAGUGAAGAAAAGUAAUGGCGGCAAUGCUGCAACGUUAAGUGAAGUUGCACGAAGGGUGCGUGUGUACGAUAGGAAAGAUCGUAUCUUUAUCCUAUUUUUCAGAAGAUGAGACAAAUAAAUGCUACGAUGGUACGUUGUUAUUUUCUUCCUGGUGGACCGUUUGGAUACCCGGGAACCCUCCGAACAUAAGGUGUAUAUUUUUCGUGGAUAGAAAAGCGGGAAAAAAAAAUGUGCUGACAAAAAAACAAAACACGACAACAAUCUCUUUCAGCCUUUGUUUACAAACCACUGUGUUGUCAGAAAAUUCCUUUUUGAUUUGGAUACUAAGAUUUGAAUAUUUGUUUUGGAUUUCUUUUUUCCUGCUGAAAGAAGUUUUUUUCAGCAGAGAAGAGUUUUUCUUUCCGGCAAAAAACAAAAAAGUCACAGGUUCAAAUCCUGAAAGAGCCAAAGCUUCCAUCAAUGGCCAGCGUCAGUUUUAACAAAUGCUGCAAUGUAAAUAAAACAUUUCCAAAACAUCUAUUCAAAA